CGAACAAGCCAGGAAUGGUUAUUUGUGGAGAUCCACACUGCACUCCAGCUGCCUCUGAUGUGACAACAGACCCAAUUUAAAACUUUGCCAGAAGUUGUGCUCCAGGUCAACACAAAGCUGCUGGAUCCCAGUUUCGAUCCGUGUGGGUGGAUUUCUAUAGUUGGACUUGAUGAGCUUGAAGGUCUUUUCCCAGGGAACAGACUCUAUGAUUAUUCCGUAGCUCCGUGAUUUCGCUUUAUUAUUGGCUUGAAGAGCGCAGGGGUCCUCCCGACGCCCCCACGCCCGGCUCCAAGCCCACCGUGUCUGCUGUCCCAGUGCUGCCCAGACAGGUCCGCUCCGCUGCCGCUCUGCAAAGAUGUAUUUCUCCUCCCGUUAAAAACGCCGGGCGCGCUCGGAUCCCCUCGCAGCCGAUGCCGCACGGACUCUGUUUCACGUUACCGCAGCCAGCGUAGCCGCUGGGUCCCGGUCGGCGCCGGGGCACGGCAAUCCGGUAGCGCUGCCGAAUGACAGCGAUGCGGGGGGCGGUGCGGGCUAGCAGGGCAGCCCCCAUCCCCGCGCACGUCACUUGUUAUGUCUCCGCCGGCGGCCGGCGUUCCGCCGGGGCGGGGACAGCGGCGGGAGGGAGGCGGGGGGGUGGCGGCCCCGCGGCGCUGACAGGGCCCCGGCGCCUGCCCUGCCCUCCCCUCCCGCGGCAGCCCGGCCUCCAGCGCGGCUCUCCCCGGCCCGCGGCGGGCCGCCCCGGCGGGAAGAUGUGGGUGAAGCUGUGCUGCCUGCUGCUCUACUUCCUGGCGCUCUUCGUGCUGGCCAGGGUGUUUGAGGCCGUGGCGUGGUACGAGAGCGGCUUCCUCGCCACGCAGCUGGUGGACCCGGUGGCGCUGAGCUUCAGGAAGCUGCGGACCAUCCUGGAGUGCCGCGGCCUGGGGCACUCGGGGCUGCCCGAGAAGAAGGAUGUGCGGGAGCUGGUGGAGAAGUCAGGAGACCUCAUGGAAGGAGAGCUUUAUUCUGCGCUCAAGGAGGAAGAGGCUUCUGAAUCAGUUUCCAGUACCAACUUCAGUGGUGAAAUGCACUUCUAUGAGCUUGUAGAAGACACGAAAGAUGGAAUCUGGCUGGUACAGGUCAUAGCAAGUGACAGAAGCCCUCUGGUGGGUAAAGUCCACUGGGAGAAAAUGGUGAAGAAGGUCUCAAGGUUCGGCAUACGUACUGGCACUUUUAACUGCUCCAGUGACCCCAGAUACUGCAGGAGGAGAGGUUGGCUCAAGUCCACCCUCAUUAUGUCAGUUCCACAAACCAGUACCUCCAAGGGCAAGGUGAUGCUGAAGGAGUACAGCGGGCGCAGAGUGGAGGUGGAGCACAUCUUCAAGUGGAUCACAGCCCAUGCUGCUUCUCGCAUCAAAACCAUCUACAAUGCGGAGCACUUAAAGGAGGAGUGGAACAGGAGCGACCAGUACCGGGUGAAAAUCUACCUGUUUGCCAGCCUGGACCAGCCGCCUGCCUUCUUCUCCGCACUCAGCGUCAAGUUUACUGGAAGAGUGGAGUUCAUUUUUGUGAAUGUGGAGAACUGGGGCAACAAAAGUUACAUGGCAGAAAUUGGUGUCUACAAGACACCGUCCUACAUCCUCCAGACUCCUGAGGGGAUGUACAGGUACGGCAAUAACACAGGGGAGUUCAUCUCACUGCGUGCCAUGGACUCCUUCCUGCGCUCCUUGCAGCCAGAAGUCAACGAUUUGUUUGUUUUAAGCUUAGUUUUGGUCAACCUCAUGGCUUGGAUGGACCUGUUCAUCACGCAAGGCGCCACUAUAAAGCGGUUUGUGGUUCUCAUAAGCACUUUAGGGACGUACAAUUCACUGCUCAUUAUUUCCUGGCUGCCCGUCUUAGGGUUUUUGCAGCUACCCUACUUAGACAGCUUUUAUGAGUACAGUUUAAAACUCUUCAGGUACUCUAACACAACUACUUUGGCUUCUUGGGUGAGGGCCGAUUGGAUGUUCUACUCUUCACACCCAGCCCUCUUCCUCAGCACCUACCUUGGUCACGGUUUGCUCAUCGACUACUUCGAGAAGAAAAGACGACGCAACAGCAACGCGGACGAAGUGAACGCCAACAACCUGGAGUGGCUGUCGAGCCUGUGGGACUGGUACACCAGCUACUUGUUCCACCCUAUCGCUUCUUUCCAGCACUUCCCCUUUGACUCGGAUUGGGAUGAAGACCCAGACCUGUUCUUGGAGCGGUUGGCAUUCCCUGACCUCUGGCUUCACCCUCUGAUACCCACCGAUUACAUCAAAAACUUGCCCAUGUGGAGGUUUAAAUGCCUUGGUAUCCACUCAGAUGAGGAGAUGCUGGAAACCUUUCAAGACAGUGAAAGUGAUUCUGACAGUGAAAACAAAGAGGUGUUCAGCAGUGAAAAAGAAGGCUCUGAGGACGAUGAGCUGCUCAGGCCCCAGGGGUGCAGCGCUGCGAGCUGCUCGCCUGCCAGUCCACGCUGCCAGCGUGAGCUGUGUGGGCAUGGGGCGAGCUCCUGCGGCUCCCACGGCGCUGCAGGGGGCACAGAGCCAGACUGGUCGGCCUGGCCCUCGGAGAUGUUGCACUGUACAGAAUGUGUGGUGUGUCUAGAAAACUUCAGCAGCGGCUGCCUGCUGAUGGGCUUGCCCUGCGGCCACGUCUUCCACCAGAAUUGCAUCGUGCUGUGGCUGGCGGGGGGGAGGCACUGCUGCCCCGUCUGCAGGUGGCCUUCCUACAAGAAGAAGCAGGCGUACACGCAGCCGCAGCCGGCCUGGGGCCAGGUCCAGUCCUAGCUGUGCCUCCUGGCCUCCUGUGGGAGCUGCCAGGAUCCUCCUGCUUGCCUUGUCAAUGUUAGUCCCUCCAGAGAUUCCAUGGUUUGGAGUUUUAGUUGCAGUGUUAGUGCGGUGAGCUCAGCUGUGCCCAGCGCUCCUUCGGUUGCCUUGUCUGCUCAGCUCCACAUGCCUGCCCCACAAUGACUUUUUCUGUUCACCACCCAGAAACUCGCUGCUCUUUUGUUUCGUUUUCUUUUUGUAAGCACAAAAGCAAAGCCUGCAGCCAGAAACGUGUUCCAGCAAAGGCUUUCAAAGUAGGAGGGGGGCGAAGCCCAAAGUCUCAUCGCUGAAUCGAAGUGUCUCUUAGGUUGGAGCCUGCUCAGCACGGCUUGUUGAGUGGUGUAGGUGGUCAGAGAGUGCCCUUCCAAAGGAAAUCAGUGACAUAAAUUAUUUUAAAAGGACAUUUAUAAUGUUAAUUGUUUUGAUAACUAUUUUGUGUGUAUGGUUACAGAUGUCUUGCUGGUCUGAUUUAUCUGUGAAGACAAUAAAAAACAUAACACAA
This is a messenger RNA of Pogoniulus pusillus (Red-fronted tinkerbird), 3330 nucleotides long. RefSeq names its product ring finger protein 103 (gene RNF103). Gene Ontology annotation, molecular function: ubiquitin-protein transferase activity. NCBI's taxonomy places the organism in Eukaryota, Metazoa, Chordata, Aves, Piciformes, Lybiidae. Gene Ontology annotation, cellular component: endoplasmic reticulum. The record is from RefSeq and is a predicted model, not a curated record. Bases 504 to 2789 code for a protein of 761 amino acids. Gene Ontology annotation, biological process: protein ubiquitination. The transcript is spliced from 4 exons.